Messenger RNA from Prunus armeniaca (apricot), 1077 nucleotides. The record is from the annotation of a GenBank genome assembly. NCBI's taxonomy places the organism in Eukaryota, Viridiplantae, Streptophyta, Magnoliopsida, Rosales, Rosaceae.
AUGUUGGAAAAGAAUGGAGACAACGAACUGUGUACCAUCCCCUUUAUCCUUCCUAAUAAGCCAACCCCAACACCCGCAUACAAACCCAUCAACAAACAAUUAACCUCCUGUCGAUGGAGCUAUGAACUUGUGGUUUAUAUGAUUCAAUGUAUUGUGGAGACUAUGGUGUCGAAAUAUCCGGAUAUAAUAAAAAAGGUUGAUGAUGCACUUGGGUGGACUUGCUUACACUACGCAGCAUUUGGAGGGAACCUUGAAGCAACUCAACUGUUGAUGCAACGUGACAGUUCUGUUUCUUACAGCUUGGACAAAUCUGGAAUGUCAGCUCUCCAUGUCGCGGCCUAUGCAGGUCAUACCGAUGUAAUGGAAGAGAUGAUUCGGUGUCGGCCAGAUAUUUGUGAUUUGGUCAAUCAUUAUGGCCAAACGGCUCUACAUGCUGCAGUUUUAGGUGGACGAAUAAAUGUCAUCAUGUAUUCACUGAACAUGCCUAAGCUUGCAGUACUAAUAAACGAAGCCGAUGUGGAUGGAAACACUCCGUUGCAUCUGGCAGCCAUCAAGAAAAAUCCUGAAAUUAUAAGAGCGUUGACAGGCGACCCUAGAGUGGACAAGAUUGCUACCAAUGGGAAAUUCUCACAGGCCUACGACAUUUGUCUUAGCCAGAAUAUUGGAGAACAGGAAAUCUUCGGCAGUAGUAGUCCUAGGGUUCUGGAUAACCUAAGCAGCUCCAUUGGUCUUCCAUAUUUCCAUGGCCAAAUCAGACGUGAUUUCUGGAAUGUUCCCGAGAAGGAUACCAUUGAAGGAGAGAAAGAACAUGAGCAAAGACGUGGAUCCAGACUCCUGAUAGCAACGGUUGUUGCAGGCAUUACAUUUGCAGCAACUUUCGUCGAUACUGGAGCAUCAGGAAGCAAUGGAAAAAGAAUAGAUAGGCAAAAACUUGGUGAUGCCAACCCGUUCAGCUUCAAAGUUCACUCGGCUUUCUGUCUCAGCAAUGUUAGUAGCAAAUGCUGCGUGGUUUUCUGCAACGCAGCACGGAGACACCAAAUUGAGUCUGCGCGGAAGUGUAAAGUUUAUAAUCUCUAA